Populus trichocarpa (black cottonwood) is the source of this 2380-nucleotide messenger RNA. RefSeq lists its product as uncharacterized. The transcript has 20 exons. The coding region runs from base 90 to 2153 and encodes 687 amino acids. NCBI's taxonomy places the organism in Eukaryota, Viridiplantae, Streptophyta, Magnoliopsida, Malpighiales, Salicaceae. The record is from RefSeq and is a predicted model, not a curated record.
GUAUAUUCUUUUUUCUAGCUGUCACUUCCCAUUUUUCACUUCUUUAACGGUUUGCAGUUCGGCGAAGCACCCUGCCAUCAGAAGCGGCGAUGUCGUCAAUGGCAUCGAAGAUCAAAGCCUACAGCGUCCCUCUCUUCCUAUUUUCCCUUUCCGUCUUCUACCAGCUCGUCGUCCUUCCUCGAUCCUUCCCUGCCUCUCAUUACGACGUUUUGGGGAUAAAGCGGUAUAGUUCUGUUGAAGAAGUGAAAGAAGCAUACGACAAGUUGUCUUCUAAAUGGAAUUCAGAAGCGGGAAUUCCUGCCACUAGUGAUUUUAUAAAGAUCCAAUAUGCUUAUGAGCUGCUGACGAAUCCUUUAUGGAAAAGGGACUAUGACAUAUUUGGCAUUGAUGAGCAAGCUCAUAUUAUGGACAAGAUUAACUUGCAACAUGCUGGGGAAAGCAUUUCAGGCAUAGAUCUUCCAUUACUAGAAGCUACUACUUUUGAUCUUGGAUUUCACACAUUUAAUGAGUUUACAUCUCAAGAGUUUGCACCUAUGUUUGAUAGUUCUAAACCAUGGCUGGUUCUGGUAUAUUCACUUGGGAGCAAGAAAUGUGCUCAAUUCUUUUCUUCGUGGAUCGAUAUCACUGGUCUGUUGGAUGGUGUUGCCGGUGUUGGUAUUUUGGAACUUGGUGAGCUUCAACUUGCAAUAUCUCUUGCUGAGAGAAAGCCAACUGGAAAAUUUUUCUUUCGGAAUGGACUUCCUUCGCUUGUUGCUUUUCCAUCUGGCUGCAAAGCAUCAGCUUGUCUUGUUAGGUUUGAGGGUGAUCUCUCCACUGAUGCAGUCAUUGAUUGGUUUGCAACAAAAGUGCUGGGUUUACCUCGCAUUUUAUACUAUUCAAAGGAAUCACUGGGACAAAAUUUUCUGGCAAAAAGUGGUCCCCACAAGGUUAAGGUCAUUUUCUUCUCAAAAACAGGAGCGCGUGCUACUCCAUUUGUACGCCAGACUGCUAAAAGUUAUUGGGCUUAUACCUCUUUUGCAUUUGUGUUAUGGCGGGAGGAGGAUUUCUCUGUAUGGUGGAAUGCAUUUGAGGUGGAAUCUGCCCCUGCUAUUGUUUUUGUGAAAGACUCGGGGGUGAAACCUGUUGUUGUCCAUGGAAUGGUCAAUAAUUCAGAGUUUUUAGAUCUUGUCGAAAAAAAUAAACAACAAGAACUUCCUCAACUAAGAAGUGCAACAUCAAUGGAACUUGGCUGUGAUGCCCGAGGCCAUUCUCGUGCUGGAAAUGAUACCAUAUCAUGGUAUUGUGUUAUUCUAGCAGGAAGGCUGGGCCCAGAACUUAACAAGUUGCGUGAAAUUAUGCGCAGGAUACAAGAACGAUUAUCAAUAGAUAGUGAAUCGAGUGAAGCUGAUAAAGAGCAACCAUUAGCAUUGACUGGUGCAUUUAAAGGCAAACGAUUGACUUUUACUUGGCUUGACGGGGAAGCCCAAGAAAAAUAUUGUUCCUACUACCUUCAUUCAGAAACCAGCUAUGAUACGUGUGGACCAAGGAGGGAUUUGAUUGAUGUACCUAAGUUAUUUAUUGUGCGCUAUAAAAGGAAUGCUUCUGAGGAUGAUAUCAAGGUUAAUACAAAGCCAAAGAAAAUAUUUAAUGUAUUUGAAGAUGAGGACGUGGAUCCUGCAUCACAACUUGUUGCCAGAUACAAUGGCUCAGAUGAAAUUUCACAGAUCAUGCUAUGGAUGUCUGAAAUAAUCAGGGAUGGUGACACCAGGAAUCUGCCCUUCUAUAGAUCAAAAACUCCUGCUCUUGUUCCUGAGGAUUCAGAGCCUAUCUGGUCAAGAGGUGCCCAAAGCAUCUUUUCCAAAAGCAUAGGAAUCAAGCAGAGGAUCUACAACAAUAUUAGCAGAAUUUACGAUUAUCUAGGGGAUCCAAGAAUCGGCCCAAUAUUACUUUUGGGAGCCUUGAUGUCGUUUGGUACCAUAUGGUUGAUUAGGAGCCAAUCCACUCAUCCUACUCAAGCAAGUCAGCUAAGCCAGUCAAAUGCGAAGGAUGAAACUAGAGCGAGGCGGAGAGAAAGAGCAAAACAUGCAGCAAAGAAAGAUCAACCUCCUUCCAUAACUGAUAGUGAACCAAAAGGUGCUUACCAGAUGCCGCUGUCAGACUCUGAAUCUGAGUAGCAAGCACAGCAAUAGAGAAAGGAAGUUACCACAGGUUGUUUUUUUUUUAGCUGAAGUCACAAGUAGCUGUUUAAAAAUUUCCUAAUCAGAACUACCCCUCCCCCCAACAUAGCAUCAAUAAAAUGAAUUUGCACCCUGGAAACAGGGUGUUUGAGUAGGGAUCUUGAUGUGAGAGAGAAGAGGACAACUCUUGAUUUACUUAAUAAUAUCUCUUUUUUCUUUUACCA